This is a messenger RNA of Stomoxys calcitrans (stable fly), 4331 nucleotides long. It is a transcript of the gene Taf2, whose product is annotated as transcription initiation factor TFIID subunit 2. Lineage: Eukaryota; Metazoa; Arthropoda; Insecta; Diptera; Muscidae. Gene Ontology annotation, molecular function: zinc ion binding; chromatin binding; RNA polymerase II general transcription initiation factor activity. Bases 70 to 3747 code for a protein of 1225 amino acids. The transcript is spliced from 11 exons. The record is from RefSeq and is a predicted model, not a curated record. Gene Ontology annotation, biological process: transcription initiation at RNA polymerase II promoter. Gene Ontology annotation, cellular component: transcription factor TFIID complex.
UAAACAGAAAUGUUCAGGAGUUUUUAAAGUGAAAAAUUUUUCCAGAAUACUGCAUUUAUAAUUGCAAAUAUGGAAGCAGAGUUGGAUCUAAAGAUAAAAGAACAACCUUCGAGGCCUUUUAAAUUGGCUCAUCAAAUAGUAAGCUUGACCGGCAUUAGUUUCGAGAGAAAAAGCAUAAUUGGUGCUGUUGAGCUGACCAUUGUUCCCACCAAGGAGAACCUACGUAUCAUACGUCUGAAUGCCAAACAGUGUCGCGUUUAUAGGGUACUACUCAACGAUGUCUGCGAGGCUGACUUUGUGUAUUUUGAUCCAUUCUUGGAUAUUUGUCAGGGAGAUGCGAAAACUCGCUGCUUGGAGACAUUCUCAAAAAGUCAUUUGAUUGCUGCUCAGAAAACCGAUCCCGAUGCUAAUUGUGGAGAGUUAUUGAUACAAAUUCCUCCCGAAGGCUAUCACAUGAUUCAGGAGGGACGAGGCCUACGUAUUGGCAUUGAGUUUUCUUUGGAAAAUCCCGAAGGUGGCAUUCAUUUUGUUAUACCACCCACAAGCGAAGAUGACCCUCAACCAAACAGCGCCCACAUGUAUACCCACUCCUAUGAGAAUUCGUCGCGUUUAUGGUUUCCCUGUGUGGACAGUUUCGCAGAUCCCUGUACUUGGAAGUUGGAGUUUACGGUCGAUAAGCAAUUGACUGCUGUUUCCUGUGGCGAGCUUAUGGAAGUUGUUAUGACUCCAGAUUUACGAAGGAAAACGUUUCAUUACUCAUUGAAUGUGCCAGUAUGUGCACCCAAUAUUGCCUUGGCUGUGGGCCCAUUUGAGAUAUACGUUGAUCCUCAUAUGCAUGAAGUGACUCAUUUUUGUCUGCCUCAAUUGCUGCCAUUGCUAAAGAAUACCGUGCGCUAUUUGCACGAAGCAUUUGAGUUUUUCGAAGAGACCUUGUCCACGCGCUAUCCCUUCUCGUGCUACAAACAGGUUUUUGUAGAUCAGGCUGAUGCGGAUAUAAGUGCUUAUGCCACCAUGAGCAUUGCUUCGGUGCAUCUUUUGCAUAGCAUAGCAAUAAUAGAUCAAACUUAUGUGUCGCGCACUCUAAUGUCCAGAGCUGUUGCGGAACAGUUUUUUGGCUGCUUUAUAACAUCACAUCAUUGGUCUGACACAUGGUUGGCCAAAGGUAUAGCUGAGUAUUUAUGUGGUCUGUAUUCUCGAAAAUGCUUUGGCAAUAAUGAAUAUCGAGAAUGGAUACAAAAAGAGCUUGCCAGAGUGGUGAAAUAUGAGGAGCAAUAUGGUGGCAUAAUUUUAGAUUGCAGUCAACCUCCUGCCCCAUUGCCUGUAAGUGGUACAAAUCCAGCGGCAGCUGCUGCCAAACAUCAGGAAAUUGUGCAUUAUUUUCCCAUUAAAAGUUUGCACACAGUCUCACCGAAAUAUGUGGAUGCCAUGCGAAAAAAGGCACAUUUGGUUAUACGCAUGCUGGAGCAUCGCAUUGGCCAAGAAUUGCUGAUACAGGUUUUCAACAAACAGUUGGCUUUGGCCACCAAUGCAGCUGGCACAAAAAUUGGUUCUGGCCUUUGGCAUCAUUUGCUUAUAUCCACCAAUAUUUUCAUUAAGGCCAUAUUCACUGUCACCGGCAAGGAUAUGUCUGUGUUCAUGGAUCAAUGGGUACGCACUGGUGGCCAUGCCAAAUUUUCUCUUACUUCGGUCUUCAAUCGCAAACGUAAUACAAUUGAAUUGGAAAUACGUCAGGAUUUUGUCAAUCAACGAGGCGUUCGAAAAUAUAAUGGCCCUCUGCUGGUGCAGUUACAGGAAUUGGAUGGUACAUUUAAACAUAUGCUGCAAAUAGAGAAUACUGUGGUAAAGGCAGAUAUAACAUGUCACUCCAAGAGUCGUCGUAAUAAGAAAAAGAAGAUUCCUUUGUGCACAGGUGAAGAGGUGGAUAUGGAUCUGUCACCAAUGGACGAUUCACCUGUUUUAUGGAUAAGACUGGAUCCGGAAAUGAUACUCAUAAGAGAUCUCAAUAUUGAACAACCCGACUUCCAAUGGCAAUUUCAAUUGCGACAUGAACGUGAUGUCACAGCUCAAUUUGAAGCCAUAAAGGCUUUGGAAAAAUAUCCCACACCUGCUACCAGAUCUGCUCUAACGGAUACCAUAGAGAGUGAGCAUUGUUUCUAUAAAGUGCGCUGUGAGGCAGCACAUUGUUUGACAAAGGUUGCUAAUCAAAUGGUUACGCAGUGGACAGGACCACCGGCCAUGUUGAAUAUAUUUCGUAAAUUCUUUGGAUCAUUUAGUGCGCCCCAUAUCAUCAAGCAAAAUAACUUUGCAAAUUUUCAAUUAUAUUUUUUGCAAAAAGUUAUACCGGUGGCCAUGGCGGGUUUGCGCACCUCCCAUGGCAUUUGCCCGGCAGAGGUCAUACGUUUCCUAUUUGAUCUUUUCAAAUACAAUGAUAAUACACGCAAUCACUACAGUGAUGUCUACUAUCGAUCUGCCUUAGUGGAUGCUUUGGGAAAUUCAAUUACCCCUGUAGUGUCGGUGGUCUUAAGAGGCACUCCCAUUACAUCAGACAGCCUCUCCACAGAUGCCAAGCUGGUUCUUGAAGAGGUCACACGUUUAUUGAAUUUGGAAAAACAUUUGCCUUCGUACAAGUACAUGGUAUCAGUUUCGUGUCUAAAAGUCAUCAGAAAAUUACAAAAGUGUGGCCAUUUACCAUCGCUGCCGAAAAUUUAUCGCUGCUAUGCUGCCUAUGGCCAAUAUCUGGAUUUACGUAUAGCAGCCAUGGAAUGCUUGGUGGAUUUUGUAAAGGUUGAUGGCAGGUGGGAGGAUUUGGAUCAUUUGAUAACUUUGCUGGAGACAGAUCCGGAUCCAGCGGCUCGCCAUGCUUUGGCUCAAUUGCUCAUAGAUAAUCCACCCUUUACCAGGGAGUCAAGAAGUCGUCUGGAUCGCCCAGAAUUGGUGGAGAGACUAUGGAAUAAUAUGAAUAAUCAAUUGGCAUUCGAUACUAAGUUACGUUGUGACAUGGUGGAUCUUUUUUAUGCUCUCUAUGGCAUCAAACGCCCUCUCUGCCUGCAAUCAGCGGAAAUGAAUAACAUGUACAAAGAGUUUGUCAGAGAAGGCAUCACAAAGAAGCCUUCAACUGUGGCAGCCUCCAUACCAAAACCUAUGCCAGAAAUUAAAACUGAAACUCGACGCGAGGAAAUUCAUGAGGAGCCAGACAGCAAACCUACGACUACUGCAGUUAAGCGCACUGCCAACGAAGCCUUUGAGUUACCGGAUGAUGAGGUUGUCAAAGUGGAGAGCCAUGAUGAAAUAACUGUGGUGAAUGAGCUCAUCAAAGAUGAAGUGUUUGAGGGCGAAGUAACCAAACUAGAGGUUACACAUGUUGAAACUGAUAACUAUGUGUCCGAGACGAAAAAAUUAAAAAGUGAAAUGUUCGAUGAGGACGAAAAUUCCGUUACCAUCAUUGACAUUUCGGAGACAACGGUAACACGCAUGGAUAGCAGCUUUGAUUCUUCAAAGGCGGAAGGAGAAUUUAAGCAAAAAAUGGAUGCAUCUUCAAAGCAGAAGAAAAAGAAGAAGGACAAAAAGAAGCACAAACACAAGCAUAAGCACAAGCACAACAGAGAAAAGGACAAGGAACGCGAGCGGCGAGAGAAGCGUGAUCCCAACAUUUCACGUUUGCAGACAAAAGAAGCUACUCCCGAAACCCUUAGCUCUGCCGAUAGCAGCAACAGCAACAGUAAUCCCCCAUUUAAUUUUCAUACAUAGCAUAGGUUUAUGAAUCACUCCAUAAAAUUUGAAUCGUUCUUAAUGAAGAAGUAGUCCUUCUAAAAACCCUUCUAAAACUAAGAAUUUUUAAGUAUAUCGUAUAUUGUAAAAGCUGCUUUAAAGUAAGCGCUCUAGUAAGGUCGUAUCAUUUGGUCUUUGCCAAAAGGUGUGGGACAAAUAUUCAUUACGGUUAAUAGCUGUAAACAACCAUUUGUAACUUAGAUACAACUUUUUUAUUGGGAUUUUUACUAUUUUAAUUCUACUUUUAUGGUAAUGUAACAUACACUGUUUUAAUAUACAUAAGACUUGCUGGCUUUUUCAAAGCCUUUUAGGUGUAAGCAUAGAAUUUAAUUUGGCGCUGCAAUGCUGCAAUUUCUAAAAAUUGCCCAAAAUUUCUAGUGAGUUAAGUGAAAUUGAUAAACAAUUUCGAAGAAAAAAUUGCAAUCCCAUGGCAGCCGGUUGCAAGUACUGGAUUGACCCGAUGAAGCCCUUCAUCGACAAGGGCUGCCACCUCAGUGUGGAACACACUGCUACAACAACAAGAAAAAAAUUAAAAAUAAUAAAUGUUACUCAUGUAAAUUGUA